Molecule: messenger RNA, 690 nt
Organism: Lactuca saligna
Lineage: Eukaryota; Viridiplantae; Streptophyta; Magnoliopsida; Asterales; Asteraceae
Source: the annotation of a GenBank genome assembly
AUGAGAGGCGACCACAAAGAGCUGACGAUUAUUCUAGAGGCUAUCGCAUCACAUGAUCUUUGGAUAUGGCAUGCAUUCUUUGGUCCAACUGGUGCAAACAAUGACAUCAACGUGCUAGACCAGUCGCCUGUAUUCAACGAUAUCUACCUUGGAAAGUCACACGAUGUACCUUUUCAAGCAAAUGGGGUAGCAUAUAAGCGUGGAUACUAUCUUACUGACGCUAGGAAGGAUGUGGAGCGAGCAUUUGGUGUACUUAAGAGACGUUGGCAAGUACUAACGGUCGGGGCAAGAUCAUAUGAGGUGAAAAGGUUACAACACGUAAUGUAUGCAUGUAUCAUAUUGCAUAAUAUGAUUCUUGAAGACGAAGGAAGAGAAAUAUGUCGAUACAAUGAAAAUGAAGUUUUGCCAAAUGUCGAAGGAGUAGCCAUUGGUACACAAGAGUAUAGGGUGAAUAGAAGAGAAGUACACAAUCGCGACCUUCAUCAGGCCCUUCGUGCUGAUUUGGUGGAGCACAUUUAUAGGGCUCAUAUUCAUCCCCCACAAGAGUUAUCUUACGAUGAUUAUGUGUUUGACGAAUCAGAUGAGGAUUCUGAUAUGUUCGUCGAGAGUGAAGAUUCUGACGAUGAGAGUGACGUUGGGGAGAAUGAUGCAGAUGAUCAAGGCGAGGACGAAGACGAUGAUUCCGAGUGA